This is a messenger RNA of Ostrinia nubilalis (European corn borer), 948 nucleotides long. Its product is annotated as 27 kDa hemolymph protein-like. The record is from RefSeq and is a predicted model, not a curated record. Bases 164 to 862 code for a protein of 232 amino acids. The transcript is spliced from 7 exons. NCBI's taxonomy places the organism in Eukaryota, Metazoa, Arthropoda, Insecta, Lepidoptera, Crambidae.
AUCUUAACGAGUGUUAACAGAAUAUUUUCUCUGUGAGUCAGUCACAAUAGCAUACCUUUAGUAAGUAUAUAACCAGUGCUGGGAUUUGAAAGAGCUUCAGUUGACCGCACCAAAGCGCCCGGGACGCGUCGAUUCUCUACCAAUUGAUAACAGUUCAGUGAUAAUGAUUUGGAAGACGGUUCUCGUCGUGUGCCUUGCAGUUGGUACCUUGGCCGAGUACCAGAUAUCUGAUGAUGAGCGGGAGAAGGUCAAAGAAGCAAUUGCAGCUCAAUGCAAAAAGAAUGGCGCAGAGGACAAAGCAGAUGACGUUCAGAAAGCCGGCAAGACCUUCCUCGAAUGUUUGAAGGCGCAGAUCGACCCAGCCACCAUUCAGAAGGAGAUUGAAGAGGCCAAGCCCAAAGGUGCCCUCGAUGAAGUUUUCGGAAAGUACUGCGCCAGGUCCCCUCAGCUGAAGAGCUGCUUCAACACGCUGAUCGACUCGGUGUCCCCAUGCCUGGACUCCGAGGUUCGCAACCAGGCGGAAGCUGUCAAGAACGGCACCGCCCAACUCCUGGACUUCGUGUGCCACAAGGAUGGCGACAGAAUUGCUCUGUUCAUCGCUGAGAAAGGCCCCGAGUGCUUCAAGGACCAGGCGGCCAAGCUCCGCCAGUGUGGCGAGCCCAUCCAAAAGUCCUUCAGCUCCAUCGAGGACAUCAAGAAAUUGUCUCUGGUCGAAAAAUGCCAGAAGUUCGACGAGGUCAGCACGUGCCUGGUGAACGCCCUGGAGGAGUGCCCUAACCCCACCCCCGGCAACAUGGCCGAGUCGCUCAUCAAGUAUGUGCGCAAGGGCUCUCCUUGCAACACUGCUCUGCCGAAGAACUAAUCAGCAAAGCUGUUGGGGAUCAUUGGUGUCAUUGUGCCAUUUAGAAAACGUGAUGUUAAAAUAAGUAAUUAAAACCUAACUGUCAA